CACAGUGAGUAGCUAUUAGGUUAGGCAGUCCAUGGAAAACCUUAUUCUGCAACCGCCUCACGGCACAAAAGAAAAUACUAACAAGCGUUUAAAAAGUGUGGCAUCACAGUCUCUGAUAGAAGAUUUACCCGAUGAGAUACUAUCUGAAAUCCUAUAUUGGCUGAAUACCAAAUUGGCUUUCGAAACAUGCCUUGUUUCCAAGAGAUGGUACCGUUUAUUCCACUCACUCGAUUUUUUCUUCUUCACCGAUGCAGGCGUCAAUUGCGCAGAGAACAGGGUUGAUUUACUUCGAUUCGUUAACUCUGUUAUCUUCUCCCCACACUAUCAGCACCUUCCCAUCAAACAUUUUAUUCUCGAUUUUCAAUUCCAAAUCUGGGAUGCCGAUGACCAUAUCACUUUCAACCAAUGGGUGGAAGCAGCUAAACGACGUCGCGUCAGUGAUCUCGAUCUACACCUCAUAAAUGUCCCUUUAGCGCCUUCCAUUUUCUGCUUCAAAACACUAAUCAAGCUCAGACUAAUUGGAAUAAGUAUAGGCACUUUGCUUCAUUCUUCUGUUGAUCUUCCUUUGCUGAAAUCCCUCUAUAUGCAUACCGUUACUUUUCAUAAUAGAGAGGAUUCCAUGAAACUUGUUUCUGGGUGUCCCCAAUUAAAGAGAUUGAUUGCUAUGUUUAUUAGCGUAUCAAAUGAAUCCGUUACAGCUGGGUAUUAUAAACCCUUGUCCAACUUAUUUGAAUCCGCUAUCUGGUUAUUUGAGGUUCCCUUCAAUGCUGUAUAUAAUGUCCUAUGUUUAGGCCUAUUAGGGUUGGGGCGUAAUGUUGCUAACAUAGAAACCAGUUCAUAUUACAAAGACUUCCCGGUGUUUGGAAACUUAACUGAACUUUAUCUAACUUGGAGUUAUAAUGCCGACCUUCAUGAAUGGGAUGAGGUAUUGAAAAUGCUCCAUAAUUGUCCCAAACUUCAAUCCCUCAACAUUUACAAGCAAAGUUCGCCAAACAAAGAGGAUUGGAAAUACCCAUAUCAAGUUCCUCAAUGUCUUUCCUCUCAUCUAACCAAAUGUGACAUUCAACGCUAUGAGCCUUUGGAAGCUGAUUUUCGAUUUGCAACAUAUAUUUUGCAAAAUGCGUUACAUUUACAGGUUAUGACCAUUGGUGUUCUUCGCCCAGAACCAACGGAGAGCCCCCAUUUUGUAGAUGAUUUAUUCUCCUCUUCAAGGAUCUCCCCUGCUUGUCAACUCUCUAUUUCUGACCUUCAACUCCCUGAUCUCGUUCUCUAGAUAUCUAUGUGCUAUUUGAUGGUCCAAAUAAAACUAUAUCUACUUUUUUCCUUUGGAUUUUAUUAUUAUUAUUAUUAUUAUUAUUAUUA
Molecule: messenger RNA, 1362 nt
Organism: Vicia villosa (hairy vetch)
Lineage: Eukaryota; Viridiplantae; Streptophyta; Magnoliopsida; Fabales; Fabaceae
Product: FBD-associated F-box protein At4g10400-like
Exons: 3
Coding region: 32-1273 (413 amino acids)
Molecular function (GO): protein binding
Source: RefSeq, a predicted model, not a curated record